Molecule: messenger RNA, 591 nt
Organism: Enterobius vermicularis (human pinworm)
Lineage: Eukaryota; Metazoa; Nematoda; Chromadorea; Rhabditida; Oxyuridae
Source: the annotation of a GenBank genome assembly
AUUGUUGUGAAGAGAAUCCAUAUAAGUUUUCUGGGAAGAAGAGAAAUGAUGAGUACUAAUGUGGAAAUAUACAGUGAAUUGCGGGAAUUUUUCCUGGAUUACUAUAGUUGUAUUUGGUUAACGUAUCGGACGUGUUUACCAUCUCUGCCUGGUACGACAGAAACAACCGAUUGUGGUUGGGGAUGUAUGCUCAGAUCUUGUCAGAUGAUGGUUGCUGAAACUCUUAUUCUACUUAAUCUAGGAAGAGGCGAGUGGCUAAAAUCGGAAGUCACGUCAGAUGAAGAAUAUAAGAACAUAUUGGCAUUAUUUGCGGACGAUGUUGAUGCCCCGCUUGGCUUACAUAAGCUUCUUCAAAUUGCGUACAAAAAGUACCAAGAACCCGUUGGCAUUUGGUAUUCUCCAUGCAAAGCCCUGUCACUUUUCCGUCGUACUUGUAAAGGGCUGAAAUUGUUUUGGGUCAACGAUGGAAUUUUAGUGAAAGAGGAGAUUCGCAAUGUCUCAUGCAAUUUUAAGGCUCCCUUACUACUAGUUAUUUGCGUCCGUUUGGGUACUACAAAAAUUAACAUGGUUGGUUUUUUUUUACAAAUUUAG